This is a messenger RNA of Betta splendens (Siamese fighting fish), 880 nucleotides long. Its product is annotated as dynein axonemal heavy chain 10-like. The transcript is spliced from 6 exons. The record is from RefSeq and is a predicted model, not a curated record. NCBI's taxonomy places the organism in Eukaryota, Metazoa, Chordata, Actinopteri, Anabantiformes, Osphronemidae. Bases 164 to 880 code for a protein of 238 amino acids.
GUUUGAUGGUUACCAUGGCAACGAAGAUAGCUAAAACGCUGCACGUUGGUUGCGCUUCUGGCAACCGUACGAGAAUAAUGACACAAGUUCAAAUGACGUCAGGUUUGUAGAGAGUUUGAAAAGAAAGUAGUGGAGCUCUGUAAUUCUUCUGACGUCAAAUAACAUGGUCCACAACGACUUACGAGUGGAGUGGAUCCGACGAGGGGUGUCCGCGGGCUUCAACUUGUCCGGCGGUCCCAACUGUUUCGAUGAGCUACUUAGUAGAAGAGAUGGUGAAGAAGAGGAAAAAAUCCUCCGUUUUUUGAAUUUUGUCUCCGAAGAUGACUCACCGUCAUGCCUUUUGUUUUUCAAAACGUUUAGAGAAGAACAAAUUGAAGUUGAAAUUCCAGAAGUGAAAAAUGAAGAAGCCUCUCGGCCGCAAAGUGGAACAGAUAUGACCACAUACACACAGAAGAAGAUGGAGCAAAGUCCCAGCUAUAGUACAGAGUUUCAAGUGGUCUAUCACAUGGAGCUUCAUGUAGCAGUGAACGAGUACCCGGAGAAAUAUUUGAAUUCUUGCGUCUUCUACUUUCUGAGGAGCACAAGGGAUACUAUAAGUGAACCGCUCGACAUAAACGAGGCCUAUGUCCUGAUGCCUAGGCUGUUUGACUUUGGCAUACACAGUGGAGACCCCCUUAGUGUGCUGCAGAACAAGCUUGCCAAUGUGUAUAUACCCCUGCUUACUGCCCACCAAAUGAAGGAAACUGGUGGCGGUUAUCAAAGUGAGGCUGAAGGGCCAACGAGUGGCAAAAAUGAAAGAAAAAGUUCAGCAAAGUCAAGGGAGAAAGCAGGGGGCGGGAAGAGGGGCCGCAACAGGACGGACAAAGUGGGGGACAUCUGA